GGGGACGCGAGCGGGGACCAUGAGGGGGCUCGGGGCCAUCGCGGUUCUGGGGACGCUCCUGCUCCUGGCUGAGGCUCAGCGGCGAGCCGCUGGCCGGAGCCCUGGCCGGAGCCGUGGCCGGAGCCCGGCGUGGAGCGGGCGGCCGGCGCCGUUCGGACCUGGGACACGGCGCUGUACCCCGCCCUGGCAGCAGGGGACCCGUGACUGCUGGCGAGGUGGCGAUGUCACCUUCGACAUCAGCAACGACGCUCCCACCAUGGCGGGUGCCCAGGCCACCUUCUCCAUCGCCCUGCGCUUCCCGGGCAACCAGAACGUGCUGCCCGAUGGCCGCGUGGUGUGGGGGCAGAACUGCACCGUCAACGGCACGCGGGUGGCACAGGGGGACCCGGUGUUCGCGGAGCAGCCGGACGCCAGCGGGACCUUUCCCGACGGGCAGCCCAUGCCCAGGGGCAAGCGGGGCAAGUUCGUCUACGUCUGGUGGACAUGGGGCCGCUACUGGCAGGUGGUGGACGGGCCGGUGUCGCGGCUCACGGUGGGCACGGCCGGGGUGGCCCUGGGCUCGUACACCAUGGAGGUGGCCGUGUACCACUACCGGGGCCUCCAGAAGUUCAUCCCCAUCGGCCACGCCAGCUCCCAGUUCAGCAUCACCGACCAAGUCCCGCUGGCCGUGGAGGUGUCGCAGCUGCAGGACGCGGGGGCCGGCGCCGGGCGCUUCGUGCGGAACCGCGCGGUGGCGUUCGCCGUGCGGCUGCACGACCCGAGCCGCUACCUGCGCCACGCCGACGUGUCCUACUCGUGGGACUUCGGCGACCGGAGCGGGACCCUGAUCACGCGCAGCGCCACCGUCACCCACACCUACCUGGACACCGGCACCUUCUCGGCCCGCCUGGUGCUCCAGGCCGCCAUCCCGCUCAGCCCCUGCGGCUCCACGACCGCGCCGGGCCCCACCGGGGCUCCCACCGGGGCCACCGGGCCCGUGGCCACCACCCCGGCCGGGGCACAGAGCACGGUGACGGUGGCCAGCACGGCCCCCGCAGCCUCCGGGGAUCUCGUGGAGCCCACGGGGGGCUCGGCGGCGGAACCCUCGGACCCCGCUGUCACCGAGCCCGCUGUCCCCAUUGUCACCGAGCUCUCGGUCCCCACCGCCACCGAUCCCGCUGUCACCGCCGCCAUCGAGCCCUCUGUCGCCGCUGUCACCGAGCUCUCCUCCGCCGCCGCCCCCGCCCUCGCUGCCAGCACCGCGGCUGUCGCCUCCUCCGUGUCCCCCGCUGUCGCCACCGCGGCCGGGGACACCUCUGUCACCGCGGUCCCCGCGGAGGGGACAGCGGCUGCAGAUGCGGCGACAGACGGAGGCGCGGGUGGUGUCACAGCUGCGGCCACCGUUGGAUCGGCCACCGCUGGAUCGGCCACAGCUGGAUCUGCCCUCGAUGCCACCGCUGCAGCCACGCUUGGUGUCACGGUGGAUGCCACCACAGAAGCCACCGCGGGAGCCGCUGCUGUGUCCCUGGCCGCUGCCACAGUUGGCGCCACAGCUGGAGCCACAGUUGGCGCCACAGCUGGUGCCACAGCUGGUGCCACAGCUGGAGCCACAGCUGGCGCCACAGCUGGCACCACAGCCCAGCCGCUGGCACUGGUCAAGCGCCAGGCCCCGGCCGAGGGCUCGCCCGGCUGCGUCCUGUACCGCUACGGCACCUUCUCCACCCAGCUGGACAUCGUCCAGGGCAUCGAGAGCGUGGCCAUCGUGCAGGUGGUGCCCGAGGGCGGCGGCAGCAGCGUGGAGCUGACGGUGACGUGCGAGGGCGGGCUGCCCGAGGAGGUGUGCACGGUGGUGGCGGACCCCGAGUGUCGCACGGCGGAGGCGGAGUCGUGCUCGGCGGUGUCGCCGUCGCCCGGCUGCGAGUUCGUGCUGCGCCAGGACUUCAACCGCUCCGGCCUCUUCUGCCUCAACGUGUCCCUGGCCAACGGCAACGGGCUGGCCGUGGCCACCACCCGCGUGGCCGUGGGAGGAGCUGCUCCGGCCACCGGCCGUGCCACGCUGUUCCUGGGGCUCGUGCUGGUGGCGGCCGCCCUGGGCACGGCCGCGUACACCUACAGACGAGUCAAGCACCCGGCGCUGUCCCCCGCGCCCCCCACGCCCCCCGGGCGGCCCCGGGGGUGGCUGUCCCCAAAUGUCACCGUGCGGCGGCUGCUGCGGCGCGCCCUGGGCGGGGCCCCGAGCGGCGAGAGCAGCCCCCUCCUCCGGGGCCGCUCCGUCUAGGGACCCCCGCCCCAAAACCAGCCCCCCAAAAACCCCCCCGGACCCCCCCCAGCUCCGGGGUUGGGGACACGCGUGGUGGCCUCGGUGGCACCGAGAUUAAAGGCACCGGUGUGGCCGCG
Vidua macroura (Pin-tailed whydah) is the source of this 2376-nucleotide messenger RNA. It is a transcript of the gene PMEL, whose product is annotated as premelanosome protein. NCBI's taxonomy places the organism in Eukaryota, Metazoa, Chordata, Aves, Passeriformes, Viduidae. The record is from RefSeq and is a predicted model, not a curated record. Gene Ontology annotation, cellular component: melanosome. The transcript has 12 exons. Gene Ontology annotation, biological process: melanosome organization. The coding region runs from base 20 to 2257 and encodes 745 amino acids.